This is a messenger RNA of Symbiodinium necroappetens, 1071 nucleotides long. The record is from the annotation of a GenBank genome assembly. NCBI's taxonomy places the organism in Eukaryota, Dinophyceae, Suessiales, Symbiodiniaceae.
GUGUUUCGCAUAAAGUUUAUGCGCGAUCUCCGCUUGAUGGUAAAGGGCCUGAUUGCCGGCGUGAGGACGCUGGCUUUGGCUUUUGUGCUCUUGUUCGCGGUGUUGUACGUCAUCUCGGGCUUCGCAGCGAUGACGAUCGGGAACAGCGAAGAAGUCGCGAAGAUUGGGCUCGACGGCUUCUUCUACAACAUCCCUGCCUCUAUGUACACAGCCUUCAGGUGCUUUACAGGGGAAUGCACAACGAACGACGGCGCGCCCAUCCAUUCGCUGUUGGCCGAUGUGUUUGGCUUGCCUUUCAUAGCCUGCUACGUAGUCAGUUACAUGCUGGUGACAAUGGGCAUCUUCAACCUGAUAUUGGCCGUAUACGUCGACAUAACGAUGAAAGCAGCGAAGGAGAAUGAUGCCGUCACGGCAGAGCAGUACUCGCGGGAGUCCAUCCGUAUCGCCCGAACAACGCGUGAGCUGUUGAAGAAGUUCUCCUCGGCUUAUCACGUCUUCCAUGAAAUGGAGGAUUCCGUGAAGCACUCUAACACGAUCGACUGGAUGAAGGCGAGCGUCUUCACUGAGGAGGGGAUGGACAAGAUAGCCAUCACCAAGGAGCUCUUCUUGCUGAUCAUACAAGACCGCGUGGUGCAGAAGCUGAUGGACGAUUUGGAUCUACCCCCAGACAGGGCUAAUCUCUUCGAAAUUAUUGAUGCCGACGGAAGCGGCACCCUUCAAAUAACGGAGCUCUUGCAUGGCUUGUUAAAGAUCCGGGGCGAGAUCAACAAAAGCGAUGCUGUAGCUACACUUCUGGCAACCCGGUCAGUGCAGACCUUGAUCACCGAAAUGAAAGCAGACACCAACCGGAAGUUGGAUACGCUUCGGUCCGAGUUGGUGGAGCAGCUAACCCGACUGCGCAAGAGCAGCAUAAAUCGGACCCUCGCCUCUUCAAAGGUGGAGGAGGAAAAGCAGAAACCCCCAGCUCCAGCUGUUUUGGAGCUGAGGCUGCCUUGUAAGCCAUCUGCCUGCGAGGAGGAUCCGAGGAUCCCCGUGUGGCCUGCCAGCCCCACCUCAAGAAUGAAUGACUAG